Molecule: messenger RNA, 2661 nt
Organism: Magallana angulata
Lineage: Eukaryota; Metazoa; Mollusca; Bivalvia; Ostreida; Ostreidae
Product: zinc metalloproteinase nas-36-like
Exons: 19
Coding region: 64-2490 (808 amino acids)
Biological process (GO): proteolysis
Molecular function (GO): calcium ion binding; zinc ion binding; metalloendopeptidase activity
Source: RefSeq, a predicted model, not a curated record
UAUUCUGAAAUCCAGUAAUAACCAGACUGAGAGUUUCCCAAGACUUCAUUCUUCCCUGAGACCAUGAAGACUGUGCUCGUGUUCUGUAUUUCGUGCCUUGUAUCAGAUUUCUUCAGCGUCUGUUCAUCACACGAAUCUGGACGGCAAGAAAAAUCCCGGCUCCUUUCCCGACUGCUGGGUUUGAUCAGAGAAUAUGAGGACAAAAGGACUAUUGAGGACGCGGGGUCGCAGCAGUCCGUGAGUCAGGGGUCAGGCAACUUCCAACUUCCGGAUGGGUUUACCUGGGAAGAGUGGGAGUUAAUGGAGAAAGACGGACAGGGACACGGGCAGGAUAUAGACAGCUGGGAUGGGAAUCAAGACUCUGCUGUUGGUGUGUUGGUGGACAGCUUUGUGGUGUAUGACAAAAACGGAACAGGACACAGGCCGAAAGGUUACGAGCCAUGGAAUCACGCAGCAGCAAAGGCCGACAACUUUGACCAUCAUAAGCCGCCCCCUCCCACCAAACGAAAUUAUGAGAUUGGAAUUACACUUUGGGACAAUACUAUUCCGUACGAAAUCGCUCCUAACUUAGGUGAUGAAAUGAUUUCUAUCAUCAGAGAAUCAAUGAAACAGCUACAAGAACUAACCUGUUUAAAAUUCAUACCGGCCGGACUAGAUGACGCAGAUCUCAUGUAUUUUGCCAAUGUUGGGGACGGUUGUUAUUCGUAUGUCGGUCGACAAGGCGGAAAACAAGUUAUCAACCUAGAUCCCAACCAAUGCGCAACUGUGUCAACUGCGCUACAUGAAAUCAUGCACGCUUUAGGAAUGUGGCACGAACAACAAAGAGUCGAUAGGGAUAAUUAUAUCAAAAUUUUGAAGGAUAAUAUUGAAAACCCAGAGAACAAUAUGGUCAACUAUGAGAAACACAACACCGCCAACGAACUACCAUAUGACGUCGAGUCGGUUUUGCAAUACGAUUUACGCGCUUUAACGAAGAAUAAUUUACCAACAAUGGAGCUGUUUGACACAAGUAUAGAGUUUCUCAUUAAUUCUGCGCAAACAAUGACGUUUUAUGACGUGGCUGAAAUCACUAAAAACCAACAGUGCACAGAUCAUUGUCCAGCAGUAGGAUGUAAAAAUGGCGGGUUUCAGACAUUUAAGUGCAAUUGUAUGUGUCCAUCAGGCUUGAGCGGUCCAUCGUGUGAAAAUCUCGACUCUUCAAAUGAAUGUGGAGAAAUAAUAACUCUGAAUGCUGGAGAACAAAGGGAAAUCACUUCUCCAUCUUGGCCUAAUAUGUACAAUCUUGACAUGGAGUGUGUUUGGCUUAUAAAAUCAAAGGAACCAAACACUGUCAUAAGAUUCAUAGUUGAAAAUUUGAAACUCUCGCGCUCUAAUACUGAUGAUCGAUGUUACCAUUGGCUGGAGAUAAGAUACAAUUUGAUUGGCCAAACAGGCCCAAGGCUAUGUGGGGAGGUAGGAUAUGAAGAGUAUUUGACACCCUCGUCUGAUUCCAUCAGCAAAGCGAUGUUAAAAUUUAACAGUAGAUUUUCUAAAGACAAGCCGGCGUCCCUUGGAUUCAAAAUUCGCGUAGAAGCAUUGAAAGCUGGACAGGAUUUGUGUACACCAAACCCAUGUCACAAUUCCGGGGUCUGUGUCAAUACUGGACAUGCUUUCUUAUGCAAAUGUCCCAACGAGUAUACCGGGGCGGUUUGCGAUAUCAAAAUAAGACCAUGCGAGAAGGUCCCUUGUCGGAAUAAUGGCGAUUGCACAAAUGUAGGAGAAUCGGCGUACACAUGUCAAUGCAAGCCAGGGUUCCACGGCGCGAACUGUGAUAGUAAAACAACCGAACCAUGUGAGCCUAAUCCUUGCCAGAAUGGAGGAUCUUGCUUUAUCAAAGGAACAGACGCUUUUGAAUGUUUUUGCGAUUUUGAUUUCACCGGACGGAGAUGCGAAAACAAGCUGCAAUCGUUUUGUGAUUCCUCUCCCUGUUUUAAUGGAGGGCAGUGCAUUCCUAGAACGGAGGUCUGCCGCUGUACAGAAAACUGGACCGGAAAGUUGUGUGAUACCCCGAAAGGAGAGCUGGGAUUACUUGAGAAAAACAACUGCACGUUUAAUAAGAAUUCGGAGUGUGUAUUUCAACGAUCUCAAGGACAAGUGCAUGAUCAUCGACCAUGGGACUUUACUGAAAACCCUUACCUAACAACUGAUUCUGAUGGAUUCAUUUUCCUUCAACAAAACAAACUUCAGCUUGAAGAUGGCCAGGAAUAUUGUCUUUCAUUGGACGUCUACUCUGACAGUGACAGCAACACUCUGUAUGCAUUCUUGCCUUCUAACACUGCGGGCGACAUUAUCGACCUCUAUGGCUCUACAGGGGGGAACAUGAUCAGGCGAAUGGGGUCAUUUUUUGGCCUCAAGUCAACUCGUAUUGUUGUAAGUGGCUCUGUUCAACAACCAGAGAUGCAGGUGCUUGCUGUGGACAACAUUGCUUUAAGAAGAGGAUCAUGCCAAUAACUGUAUCUUCAGCUCUUUUAUUUGUUACAUGACUGUUUUCAUACAAUGCUUAAUCAUAACCAUAAUAUGUGUAAACUACGAUAUGUAAAUUUUGUUAAAUAACCGUCCAUUUUUUUCACUGUUAGUUUUUUGCCUAAAAUAUAUUAAAUUUGCUUGUAGACGAAAUCAAAA